AUGAGAGUGAAGACCGAAAUGGAUGACGACGAAAAGGGAAAAUUGUUCGUUGGUGGGUUAUCAUGGGAGACAACCCAAGAAAAUCUCCAACGUUACUUUGGUCGCUAUGGCGAGGUCAUUGAUUGCGUUGUUAUGAAAAACAGCGAAUCUGGGCGCAGUCGUGGAUUUGGAUUUGUAACAUUUAGUGAUCCUGCUAAUGUUUCUUUGGUCCUUCAGAAUGGGCCUCAUCAACUUGAUGGACGUACAAUUGAUCCAAAACCAUGUAAUCCACGUACUCUUCAAAAGCCAAAGCGUAGUGGUGGCUUCCCGAAAGUCUUUCUUGGUGGUUUGCCAAGUAAUGUUACGGAGACUGAUUUAAGAUCUUAUUUUACUCGCUUUGGUAAAGUCAUGGAAGUGGUCAUAAUGUAUGAUCAGGAGAAGAAAAAAUCAAGAGGAUUCGGCUUUCUCAGCUUUGAGGAUGAAGAAGCAGUGGACCGUUGUGUUGCAGAACAUUUUGUCAAUCUGAAUGGAAAGCAGGUUGAGAUUAAAAGAGCCGAACCGCGGGAUUCAUCGAGCAAAAUGAAUGAUAGUCAUCAGGGUCAAUGGGGCCCACCUCAACAAGGUGGCCCGCCGAUGGGAAUGGCCGGAAAUAUGGGGCCUAUGGGUGGACCAAACGGUCAGAUGGGUGGACCCAUGAUGGGUGGACCCAUGGGUCCGCCUGGUAAUAUGAUGCAGCAAUAUCAGGGUUGGGGUACCAGUCCUCAAACCGGUGGAUAUGCGGGAUACAGCACCCAGUAUAAUGCUCAAGGUUGGGGCGCGCCACCAGGACCGCCACAGCAGCAGCAAAUCCCGCCGCCGCCACCGCAUCAAUGGGGUAGUAGCUAUAAUGUUCAACCUGCUGCAGCUACCCAAGGUUAUGGAAGUUAUGGUGGGCCGGCGGCGGCCGCUUCAGGGGGCUACGGGCCCACGGCGGGUACUGGCGGGGCUGCGGGAGGCGGGCCUGGGGGCUCUUGGAGCUCCUGGAACAUGCCACAGAAUGGGCCUCCUCCUGGGACCCAGCCCCCACCCCAGCCCCCUCAGCCUAACUCCUCGCAGCCCAACUCCAACUCGAACCCCUCUGGCCCGCAGGGUGAUAUGUAUUCGCGGCAAAAUACGGGUUCAGGUGCGCCAGGAUCUAGCAGCAGUUCAGCCAAGACUCCAGAUUACACUGGAUAUUCUGCAUACAGUAAUUAUGCUGAUACUUCUUAUCCUCAGCGUUCGUAUCAAGGAGGCGAAAACAGUCAAGGAGGGGUACGCUACAUGCCGAGUAGGGGAAGUCCCGCGUAAGGAGGCUGUUUGUGCAGCGGGCUGAUAUUUCAAUCGUUACGAGAGGAGAGAAUGAGAAGGAGGAA
Messenger RNA from Cyphomyrmex costatus, 1370 nucleotides. It is a transcript of the gene Hrb27C, whose product is annotated as Heterogeneous nuclear ribonucleoprotein at 27C. Bases 1 to 1305 code for a protein of 434 amino acids. The record is from RefSeq and is a predicted model, not a curated record. Gene Ontology annotation, biological process: regulation of translation. Gene Ontology annotation, molecular function: mRNA binding. The transcript is spliced from 9 exons. NCBI's taxonomy places the organism in Eukaryota, Metazoa, Arthropoda, Insecta, Hymenoptera, Formicidae.